AUGUCGAUGGCAUCAUCAACUUUUGCCGCUCUGACAGCCGUCUUCACCCCGCCUCCGUUCUGUUCUGGUCGGUAUGCCGUCUUCAUCGGCACUCCGACGCCGCUGGGUGGUGCUCCGAGCACAAAUACACCUAGCAGCGGUUGGAUUGACCCGUCCUUCAGCACCUGCAAUCCGCCUCAGUACACCAAUACCUACCCGACUUUCAGUCCCGGCGUAUGCCCGUCCGGCAUGACAAUAGCCGCAUCAAGCUCUAAUAUUGAUGGGGCGAGGACGAUCUGGACAGGUGCUUGUUGCGAGAGUGGCUUCUCGCAGCUGGACACACAGUAUCUGUGCACAUCGAGCGUGACGACUCCCAUGGGAUUUCUACUUGACCCUAAUAUAUCCACCGCCGACGUCUUCACGACGCUAUCAAAUCUCAACAUUGAACAUGACCAGUUGGCGGUGCUCUGGGAAGAAACAGAUUUACCAGUCUUCCCGAACGAAGUAGCUGCGCAGUAUGCCUCCAUCAUGGGUGUCGAGGUGCCGACUUCAAGCCUAGACACGGACAAGGCUACAACAGAUGCUACACAAUCACCUGGUGCUUUCAUCACACCUCAGCCGACAUCAACACAGGCGAUUUCACAGAUCAGCGAGCAGAGCUCGGAAGUGUCUACCACUAGCGGCAAGUCACCAACAGUUGGUAGCUCCGCAGAAUCACACUCGACUGCGUUGGAUGUGACCAGCUUUGUUGCGAAAUCAUCUGCAUCCUCGUCUCAAAUGGGCACAUGGUUGAGCUGUGUAUUGAUACUGUUUGUGUGGAAGAUCAACGUCUUUUAG
Messenger RNA from Pestalotiopsis fici W106-1, 816 nucleotides. RefSeq lists its product as uncharacterized. NCBI's taxonomy places the organism in Eukaryota, Fungi, Ascomycota, Sordariomycetes, Amphisphaeriales, Sporocadaceae. The record is from RefSeq and is a predicted model, not a curated record. The coding region runs from base 1 to 816 and encodes 271 amino acids. The transcript is spliced from 2 exons.